AUGGGAAACGACUCCUUCGUCAUUGCCGAGGGAAUGGCUCCGCCACAAAGGAUCCUCUUUCCCCCGGAGAAGAUUUGCAUGGAGUGGCAGCGACGACAGAGAGCUGGAGCGGGACUCCACAACCUGGGCAAUACGUGCUUCCUCAACUCCGUCCUGCAGUGCCUGACGUACACACCCCCUCUGGCCAACUACCUGCUCUCUCGGGAGCACAGCCAGUCGUGUCGUCAGCAAGGCUUCUGCAUGAUGUGCAUAAUGGAAGCGCACGUUAACAAGGUCCUGUAUUUCUCAACCAGUGCCAUCCAGCCUUGGGCUGUCAUCAGAGUUCUCACGCGAAUAGGAGAACAUUUCCAGGUUGGCAUGCAGGAAGACGCCCACGAGUUCUUACGCUACACUGUCAAUGCCAUGCAGAGAGCUUGUCUGAGUGGAAGUAGCGACUUGGACAUCUCUUCUCAAGCAACUACCAUUGUCCAUCAAAUAUUUGCGGGCGUUCUGAGAUCCAGAGUCACGUGCGUGAGCUGCAAAGGGGUGUCCGAUUCCUACGAGGCCUUCCUGGAUGUUCCUUUGGAUAUCAAAGCAGCCUCAUCUGUCACCGCAGCUCUGGAGGACUUUGUGAAACCUGAGCAGCUGGAUGGCGAAAACUGCUUUAAAUGUGGCAAGUGUGACAAGACGGUUGACGCCUCCAAGAGGUUUACAAUCCACCGCGCGCCCAAGGUUCUCACCGUGUGCCUGAAAAGGUUUGAAGCUUUCACCGGCGCGAAGAUCAGCAAGGUUGUGGCGUAUCCCGAGUACUUGGAUCUUCGGCCAUACACGUCUCAGACAGCUGGAGAACCGCUCCUCUACGCCUUAUUUGCUGUCCUGGUACAUACCGGUGGCAGCUGUCACGCAGGACACUAUUUCUGCUACACAAAGGCCAGCAAUGGACUGUGGUACAAGAUGGACGAUACGGCUGUGGAUGUUCGUGGCAUCGACACAGUUCUCAAGCAGCAAGCCUAUUUGCUGUUUUAUGUCAGGCGCUCUGAUUUGAAAAUUGGAGAAAGGGCUUCUUCCUCACCGGCACCAUCAUAUGCCCGUUCCUUCCUCAGUCAGUGGGCGGCUGGCAGCAAGCCGACGCGUUCUGUGGACCCACAGGGUCUGCCUCGUAGGACUAAGGACGUGGCGGUGGGCACGGAGGACGCUCCAGAGGCCAGCGGCUCCUCUGCAACAGCCAGCAAGAGCCAGCUAAGGAGGAGGAGGAGAACUGGUCCUCCAAUUCGUGACCACGCUCCCAGGGAUCACGCAGCUCCAGGGCCCUCCAACAGCAGCUCCCGGUUGGCUCGCACACCCAGGACUGCUCGGGAGCAAACCCUGCUGAGGGAGAGAGAGCGGAGCAGAUCCCCGCGGCGGGGCUAUGUUCUCCGCAGCCGGUUCGUGGAGUACACGGACUACCACUGCUCAGCGAUGAGGAGGUGGAGGACAAGUCCUCCAUGUCGUGACCGAGCCCCAGGGGAUGAUGCAGCUCCAGGGCCCUCCAAUGCCAGCUCCCAGUUGGCUCGCACACCCAGGACUGCUCGGGAGCAAACCCUGCAGAGGCGGAGAGAGCGGAGCAGAUCCCCGCGGUGGGGCUACGAUCACCGCAGCUGGUUUGUGGUCACUAUGGACUAUGACCCCUCAGCGGAGGGGAGGAGGAGGAGGGUUUCAGCGCCCCAGAGGUGCACAUCAGAAAAACCUUCGGGGCGUGUCGGUUGUGACAGGAGCAGAUUGUGA
Molecule: messenger RNA, 1743 nt
Organism: Gymnogyps californianus (California condor)
Lineage: Eukaryota; Metazoa; Chordata; Aves; Accipitriformes; Cathartidae
Product: ubiquitin carboxyl-terminal hydrolase 42-like
Exons: 12
Coding region: 1-1743 (580 amino acids)
Biological process (GO): regulation of apoptotic process; protein deubiquitination
Cellular component (GO): nucleus; cytosol
Molecular function (GO): cysteine-type deubiquitinase activity; cysteine-type endopeptidase activity
Source: RefSeq, a predicted model, not a curated record